Ascoidea rubescens DSM 1968 is the source of this 5154-nucleotide messenger RNA. RefSeq lists its product as uncharacterized. Lineage: Eukaryota; Fungi; Ascomycota; Saccharomycetes; Ascoideales; Ascoideaceae. The record is from RefSeq and is a predicted model, not a curated record. Bases 98 to 4780 code for a protein of 1560 amino acids. The transcript has 3 exons.
CUGGUUCUCUUGUGCUAGGCAGUUGGGUUUUCAAAGUGGAAAUUUGUGGGUUUUUGAGGAAAUCAGUUGCUCCUUCUUCUUCGACACCACUGCCACCAUGAACCAACCAAGCCAAAACGAUGCUUCCAGUCUUCGGGCACAGACAUCCGACGCUGGAGACAACAACUCUCAUGCCAGUGCUGCCAAUUUUCCUCCUGCUAAUGCUCCCAAUCCUGCAAAUUCUGCUCUGAUUCCAAAUUCCAGUAACAACAAUCUUAAUCCCAAUAAUACCUUUGGCAUCAACAAUGUUGCUAACAUGACCAAUAACAUCACCACAAACCAGCCUAAUAUACCUUCAAAUCAUACUACUAUCAACAGCAGCUCCAAUAUAAUGAACAACUCGAACAACCCCAAUCCCUUAAUAAAUCAUGUCAACCCUAAUCCUUCAAUACCGCCUAUUCUUUUAAACCAUUCUCUAGAUUCUGCUUCAAAGAUCAGCCCAAUAAAUAUGAUGAACGUCGCAACUGCUUCAAUUACAAAUCCAAACCUAACCAACAACUCUUCAAAUCUAAAUAUAUCAAAUCUUAAGGCCUAUGCUGAAAAUUUAUAUCAAAUUCAACCUCAAAUUUUGAAUAAAAUACAUAACAAUAAUAAUACUAACAAUAACAAUAAAAAUAACAAUAACAAUAAUAACAACAAUAAUAGAAUGGACCAAAUGAACCAAAUCAAUCAGAUGAACCAAAUCAACCAGAUAAGCCAUAUUAACCAAAUAAACCAAAUAAACCAAAUGAACCAAAUCAAUCAAAUGAACCAAUUUAACCAAAUGAACAAAGCGAACCAACUAAACCAAGCGAACCAAAUAAGCCAGUUCAGUCCAUUUAAUCAAAUAAACCAAAUGAACCAAAUGAACCAAAUGAACCAAAUGAACCAAAUGAACCAAAUGAACCAAAUGAACCAAAUGAACCAAUUUGGCCAAUUUGGCCAAUUUAAUCAAAUAAACCAUAUAAAUAAUCUAUCCCACUUGAAUAAUUCUCAGAAAUUUCACCUAAUUCAACACCAAAAUCAACUUCAUCAAAAUAAAUUAAUUCAAAAUCAAUUAUCUUACAAUCAUAAUGACAAAAUAAAUCAAUUCAACCAACCCAACCAAUUAAAUCACUUAAAUCAUUUAAACCCAAAUAACUUCCCUCAAUUCCAACAAUUCCCACAGAACGUAAACAUGAAUUUACAACACCUUCAAAACCAAAACCAAAACCAAAAUCAAAAAAUCCCUGAUCAAAAUUUCCAAUUUCAAUUUCAAAACAAAAGUCUCACACCCCAAAACAAUCUCAUUAAAAUUUCUUCUCAAAAUCUUCAACUCCAUGAUUUAUCCCCCAAACAAAAUCCGGCUUUUUUCAAUCUUCAAAAUCAAUCUCCUCAAUUUUCUUUAAAAAACUCUCUCCAAAAAUCAAAUCAAAAACCUUCAAAUAAAUCUCCAAAUAAAUCUCCAAAUAAAUCUCUAAAUAAAUCUCUAAAUAAAUCUCUAAAUAAAUCUCUAAAUAAAUCUCUAAAUAAAUCUCUAAAGACAUCUCAAAAGACAUCUCAAAAGACAUCUCAAAAGACAUCUCCAAAUAAAUCUCAAAAGAUAUCUCCUCCAAAAAUCACACAAGAAUCCAUGAAAAAAAACACACCUAUAAAGACCAUAACCUGUGAAAAUGACCCCAACAAAACUUUUCAACCAAAUCUUACUGAAAAAUCUCCCAAUUUAACUAAAAUUCUUGAUAACAAUAACACUAAUGAUAAUAACAAUAAUAACAAUAAUAACAAUAAUAACAAUAAUAACAAUAAUAAUAAUAAUAAUAAUAAUAAUAAUAAUAAUAAUAAUAACGCUGAUAGCACAUCAAAGAAAUCUCCUGAAAAACUUGCAAAAAAAAUCUCCAUUUCUAACUCCAAAAAAAGUCCUGCUGAAAAUUCAACUAAAAAUCCAGCUGAAAAUUCACUCAACUCAAAUGAAGCUAUCAAUCAAUCCCUAAAAAAUGAUCUUGACAAAAAUAUUCAAUUUCAGUUAAAUAGAAAAAAUUCUCAUAAUGAUUUACCCAAAUUAAACAGGAAAAGUUUCUCGGCUUUUUCAACUCUAUCAACUCUUUCAGAAAAAUCAAUCCCCCUGAAAACUACAAAUCAAACCAUCGUAUUCAACCAGUCAAGAAGAUUAAGCCAAUUGAAUCAAUUAUCUAAAGUAAAACGAAAAAAUUCUCUAUCUAGAACAAAUUCACCCAAUAAAAAAUCGUCUUUUAAAAUUUCCCUAAAAAAAUCACAAUCAUCAAAGCAAUCAGAAACCCAUACUUCCUCUAAUCUGCCUCAGAUAUCUCUUGCAUCUUAUGAGCUUCAAAAAAAUCUCAUUCCAAACCAGAAAUCUUCAGAAAUCUCUAACCCUCCUUUAAUAUCUUAUGAAACACCUUUAACUCAAUCGAACAGAGAGUUUCUGCAGCCUGGAUAUUCCCAGCAACAACUUCAACGAACAUCUUCACAGCAGCUCGAUCCUAUACAACAAAACUUUUCAUUUGAACAACUCCCCAACUAUACAUCCUUUGAAAAUUCUCAGCAGUUUUCAUUACAAAAAUCUUUACAACCCCAAGAAACUUUUGAAAACCAAAUCAAAAAUGAAAAAAAUUUAGCUCAAAAUGUGCAGUUUUCAAAUCAAGAAUUUUCUCAACUUGAAAGCAAUUUAUCGUCCAAGUUACCUCAAAAUAUUUCUUUAUCAAUUGAAAAAAAUUCUCGUGAUUUUUCUGAUAAUCUUUUGAACGAAAAUUUAGAUUCACUUUUAUCCGGAAAUUCUCGCCCAUUGCAAGAUCAGGAAAAUCCUCAAAAUCAAGAUCUUGAUAAAAACAUUUCUUCAUUGAAAAAUCAAGAAUAUCCAACAAAAAACUUUCAAAAUAAUGCCGAAAUUAUAUCGCCACAAAUACUCAAAGAGAAUGGUGCUUUGGAUCCAUCUGAGAUUUUGGAAUUAAAUUCUCAACAAUUUUAUCCUCAAAAUUCUCAAACCGAUCAAAAUCAAAUGGCUCCUCAGCUCAAAAAACAAGAUCUGGUUCAGUCUCAAUUUCAAUCCGAUUUUCAGCCUGAUAUAAGUAUGAGCUUGCAAUCAAUAUAUAAUGCAUAUUCCAACAAUCAAUUUCAACUAAAAUUACAGCAACAAGCCACUGCAUCAACAUCAUCUGCUGCAUUAGUAUCAUCUGCUACGCUUAUCAAUCUUUACGUUACCAGACAAAUCCAUACUCAACAAGCUAUCACCAACUAUCUAAAGGUUAUUGAUAUGAUUUCAUCAUUGGAUUCAACGAACUUGGAUUUUAGUAGCCAACUUGAGACAAGUAUAAACGAAAUAAUUAAAAUUUAUUUUGGUAACGAAGGUUGUAUGAAAAUAUCCUUUGUUGAUUAUGAUGAAAGAAAAUCUUAUAAUGUCCCCAAAUAUUUUUUUCACUUUUUUUUUCAAGACAUUUUUCAGGAAAAAGUCAAAAAUUUGAAGUUAGUCUCAAAUCAAAUAAAGCCUCAUUUUCUACCUAAUAAUAAUAUAUAUUUAGAGGUUUCAAAAUUUGAGGUAAUCUUGUACUAUAUAAAUGGCAUGACAUUGAGGUUAAAGGGCUCUUUAAAAUGCUGUUUUAAUUGCUAUUCAAAAAUAGAGUUAGUUGAAUUUUUGACUGAUGAUUAUAAAUAUGACAUGAAUUGGACAUUUUUUGAAAAUUUGAUUCAAGAGAUAUCCGGAAAAAUGAAUAAUGAGGUAUCCUUUACUAAUCCUGCGCUUGAAACAUUAGCUCAUUUAAAAAAGACUCGUUUUGAAAUGGAUUCAUCAAUGAAAUUUGGAAUAUCGAAAAAUCUUCACUAUAAAUUACAAAAUUAUGAUACUUUUUCACUCAUGAGACCAUUAUUUUCUUAUUCUGAAGUUAAUGAUAUCCCUAGUGGCACAGAAGCAUUGGAAAAAUAUAUGGAAUAUAUGAAAACAAAGGGUGAGUAUGAUUACCUAGUUAACGUUAUUUCAAAAAGUAAAGAUCAAGAAUCAACUAAUGGCUUGAAAAGAAAAAACUCUUAUGAUGAUAAAGCAGAUUCCCAGUCCAAACAAAGAAAAACCCAAGCCGUGCUUUCUGAACCUUCAUUUCCCUUGCAAAAUUUUGAAUCACAGGCGCAAAAUCAGGGUGCUCAAAUGGAAAACACCUCAAAUCAACUUCAAUAUCAGUAUCAUCCUCAAGCUCAGGCUCUAGAUAGCUCUCAAUUGCAAUACCAGAAUAAUGUUCAAGAUCAAAAUUUACAAGAAUUGCAAUCUGCUGCAAUGCCUAAAAAUCAACUAUUACAAUACACAAAGUAUAAUUUAAAUAAACACUCGGACUCUAUUUCUCCAAAGCAAGUAGUGCAAGAUCCAAUGAACUAUCCGAUAAAAAUAUCCCCUAAGCGAACAGUCAAAAAUCAGAUGAUUCAUUCAAUUGCCAUUUCACCUAAACAAAUAUUGAAAAAUCAUAUAAACCAUUCAAUUGCUCUUUCUCCUAAACAGGUGGUUAUGGAUUCAAAUAAAUAUCAACCAAAAAGAAACAAACCCCGGAGUAAUACUGAGACGUUAUCUCCAAAGUCGAUUCCACAAAUUGAAAAUGGUGACCUAAUUUCAGAGUCCAGAUCAAAUUUUGAUAGCGAUAAAAAUGACGGGAAUUUAACCAACGACUUUAUUCUUGAUUCAAAUUUUCUUCCAACGUUGGACGUUAACAAGUCCGAAAUAAUAAACAAUAGUAAAAAUAAACUAAAGAUAACAAAACUUCCGGGUGAAAAAUCUUUUCUAAAUGGUUAAUAUCUGCAUUUUUUUAAUAAUGAUAAUUUUUUGGGAAAAAAAUUAAAUGAACUAAAAAAGUUUUAAUAAUAGAGCAAUAUUGAUUGCUUAUAGUGGUUUGGAGUGCAAGAAUAUAAUAUUAAAAUAACAUGAUUUGAAAAAUAUGUCAGAUGUUGAAAAAAAAUCCUAAAAAAAAUAAGGUUAUAGUAACAAAAAACAUUUUAAAAUUAAAUUUAAUAUGCGAGAAAACAAAAAUAAAGGAAAUAUUUUUGUGGGAAUUAAUACAAUUUAGUUUCAAAAGCUGAAUUAGAGCCAGGUUUUUAUUUAACUAUAAAACUCAUAUUGUUGUUUACUAUCGUUAAAACAUAAACAAAAUUCUUAGGGAUACCAAAAAU